This is a messenger RNA of Diospyros lotus (date-plum), 1138 nucleotides long. RefSeq names its product protein C2-DOMAIN ABA-RELATED 4-like. The transcript is spliced from 4 exons. Lineage: Eukaryota; Viridiplantae; Streptophyta; Magnoliopsida; Ericales; Ebenaceae. The coding region runs from base 252 to 830 and encodes 192 amino acids. The record is from RefSeq and is a predicted model, not a curated record.
AUUUCAACCUUGUAAUCUUCAUUGAUUCAUUCUUUCUCUCUCUCUCUCUCUCGCCCCCAAUUCCGCAAACAGCAACACACACCCGCGACAGAAUCGUCGAGCAUCCACAACGUGAGCGCAGCUGGUUGUGGACUGGAUUGCUUUGCCGGGCUGGAGUUUCGGAGUCGGGGGCAAUUGAACUGACUGCCCGUUUGAUUGCUACAAUUAUUAAUUAAAUAAUGUAUAAAAGGGAAGAAAGAGUUCAGAAUUAGAUGGAAUCGCCGAGGAAGGGAGGCUUUGGGUGCUCCCCUAUACCGCUACACAGAAGAGGAGGAUCAUCAGGGUCAUCAUCCAUGGAUAACCUCUUGGGCCUCCUCCGGAUUCGCGUCAAGCGCGGGAUCAACCUCGCCGUCCGCGACGUCCGAACCAGUGAUCCUUACAUCGUCGUCAAGAUGGGCAAACAGAAACUGAGGACUCGCGUAAUAAAGAAGGAUGUCAAUCCCGAAUGGAAUGAAGAUUUAACUCUUUCCAUCUCAGAUCCUAAUGUUCCCAUCAAUCUGACGGUGUAUGACCACGACACAUUCAGCAAAGAUGACAAAAUGGGAGAUGCAGAGUUCGACAUUAAAUCCUUCAUGGAAGCCAUGAAAAUGGAGUUGCAAGGCCUUCCAGCCGGCACCGUAGUUGACAGAGUGUUUCCGACCCGGGGAAACUGCCUAGCAGAAGAAAGCCGCAUCAUCUGGACAGAUGGGAGGAUUUCUCAAGAUCUAUGCCUCAGAUUGAGAAAUGUGGAAUGUGGUGAAGUGGAGCUUUCACUCCAUUGGAUUGACCUUCCCGGUACCAGGGUUUCCUAGAAGCUCAUAACUGAUCUUCAAAAUACUUGCUGUCUUGUCCAUAUAUAUAUAUAUAUAUAUAUACAUGUAUAUGUGGGUUGGCUACAAAAGCUUCUAUAUUACAAUUAUAUCAACUGGGUUUGCUUGAAUACGUCUGUUGCAGAAGAUUGGCCCUGUCUUUGUAUGAUUGAACUCUGUGUUCUUCAAGGUUUUGUAGCUUACCAUGCAGAAUAUUGAAGACAUCUGGUUCUUGUUAUUGUAAUCUGUUUUGGAUUGAAGUUCAUAUUGUCAACAAGUACUUUAGGCCAAAUACAUAUUUUAGUCUCCGU